AGAAAAGGUAGUUCUGGAUCAAGCAGAGUAAAACUAUCACUUUAUCAUCAUGCAGUCUUCCACUUUCCUGAUGGCCAUCCUGGUGGUUGCCCUGGUAAUGUUGUUCAGCACUCCGGCAGCUGAGGGCACCUUCCUCCUGAUUGCCUGCAUGUUGCGUUCACCGCUUUGCCCGUGGAUUACCACCGCAUCCACCACCACGGCCGCCGCUGCCGAUAAAAAAUAAUUUAAUGAAAAUAAAAUAGAGUAAACCCUCUCGAUCUGGAGAAAAUAUUCUACUAAGACCAGAAA
This is a messenger RNA of Drosophila teissieri, 288 nucleotides long. RefSeq lists its product as uncharacterized. Bases 50 to 223 code for a protein of 57 amino acids. The transcript has a single exon. The record is from RefSeq and is a predicted model, not a curated record. Lineage: Eukaryota; Metazoa; Arthropoda; Insecta; Diptera; Drosophilidae.